AUGCCGUACGUGGCCGCCCCAGGAGCCGCUGCAUCGACGGCGCCUCGAGACGAUGCAGCGACGGCGAGCCGGGAAGCGGCUGCUUCUGAUGCCGCUGCCCGCCUGGAAAUGCCGGGCGGCCCGGCUCGGUCUUUGAACCAGUUCGUCACCACUGCCUCCUCCCGCGGGGACGACGACAUGAGAGGCAGCGACAGCUGGAAGCUGCACAGCGACGACGCGUCGUCGAGCGCCUCGAGCCGAGCCACAACGCCUGAACCGCACUCACCUCCAAGAUCACGACCAUCACUGUCCACCAGCACCGCCGACAUUCGAAGGUCUCAGGCCACCAGGACGCCAGCGAUACCGAUUCCCGGCGCUGUGCCACCGCCGCCCAUCCCGCACCCCCCUCCAGCCCAACAUAUCUAUCGUGCAGCCCGGCUUCGCCAUAUUCUCGAGUCACCAAGCCUUGGUGGUGCAAACCGGCGAUAUGUUCCCAAUGCCCGACGACAGCCUUUGUCUCAAACCUUCCCUUCCACUGAUCGCUUUUCCAAGCAUCCUGCUGGCUCAUCCAUUGCAUCUCGGGGUACCUCGCUUCAGCUGCUGUCACCAGACCAAAAAUUAAGCACAAACCUCAGCACAAUCUCAUUGCCAACCUUGCACAAGACCAAGACGCCAGCAAUACCGCACCGCCAGAUACCUCGCGGCCAUGUCUCCCCACGCGGGUCAUUUUCUGGCCUGCCCUUUGGCGCAGAGUCUAACGGCGACGGUGAUGUGCAGAAACGAGGUGGUGAAUUCCUCGGUACGAAGCAGCAUCAUAUCCUCAGCUCCCAUCCUUCGUCGUGGGCAGAGGUGUCUGCAAAAUCGUGCAAUUCAGAAAGCAACUCUGAGGAGGAUCUAAUUGCAUACCGAAAUGCGAGACAAUUCCCGCCACAGCUCCCAGCGGACAUCAGUAGCCACAUGUCGACUCGCAGGAGCCGCUCAUCUGCCACAAACCGAAUCACAAACUGGGUCUCGCGGUACGAAAGGUCUUACGGUCCAGCCAGAAGACGUGUUUCGGAAGCUGCGGCUUCAGUGUCUUCUCAAGGGCCAGAGUCAGAGACGACAUAUUCACAAACGAGCACUGAUUCAUCGCACGCUGAAGUGGAACAGCUAUGGCAACGGCUCAAGAUGAAGAGAUCCAAGCUGCAGAACAUCCGAUCGGAUAUGGCUCGGAUACGCCAAGAGCUCCGAAGCUUGCGACUUGAAAAGGAUGAAGCCGACAAUGCGUUCGUGACGGUCAUUCGUCCAUUACUGGUCGGCCAGCGAAGUGAGGCCUUUUCGUCCUCGCUCAAGUUGCUGGACGCACGGAUGGCUUACAUGCUGGAUCGCAGACAAGACUAUCACUUUUCCGAGGCAAGCUACGAACGCCUGGAGCGAGAGCUUGACGAGGAGGAGAAGGAACUGAACGGGCUGGAGACUCGAUUCUUCAGCCUCUUGUCUGCAGGGCAAGACGGGCAAGACGGUCCCCUUCCCGCGCCGACACCCAAACCCGCCACAGACACGAUGCACGGCGUGGAGAACGGCACACCCUAUGAGCUCCUGGGUAUAUCCGGCGAUAAGCCAUCAGAAGACAUUCAUCCUCUUUAUGCCGAGUUUUCGGCAGCGGUUGGAGAUUUGGAGAAUGCAAAGGACGACUAUAACGACCUUUUGUUUGUGCGCUCGCAAUACGAGGACGAGAAAGAGCUGAGAGCAAGUACAGGGCUGGGCAUGACACCUGACGCAGUGGCGUUUUUCGCUGAAUUUCCGUCAGACGAAGCCAGGAUGAAGACGGCCGUCGCCACUCUUGAGGGCAAGGUCCAAAAACUCCAGCAGUUGUGCCAAGAAAAGAAGGCCAUGAAGAAGCACAUGUCUAUCCAAAUGGCCUACACCUUGAACCCCAGCGUUGCGUAUGAGGACCUCGACCUCGGCAGCACUGCCGAGAUCCUGGAAAAGCACCACUCUGUCGCCCAUCCGCGCUACUCCGAGCUUCUAUCGCAGCCAAAUCAUGUCCUGGCAAAGCCAAUGCCCAUGACGGCCGAGCAAGCCCUAAGGGCUGCCACCCGGCUCCCGGUCGACGACCCUUCCAAGAGCGAGAAACAGCGCCUUGCGGCCAAGGAGUACACGAUCGAAACCCUGAUCAAGGGCUACGACUCUGACAGCAAGGCGAACCUAGUCAACAGGUGGCUGCUUCACCAGCUGCGACUGUCGUCGUUGAACAUCCUGCUCCUGCAGUCGCUCUUCGGGUCCAGCCGUGGUCUGAACAUCCGGGAUUACUGGCGCUGGCAAUGCGACGUCAUGUAUUACUGGUGGCGCGACAGCACCGCGGAGCAGGGUGAAGCCGACAACCCUGCCGUCUCCACGACGGACUUGUCUGAACUCUCGGGACGGCAACACACGCCUCAGCCUUCGCGAGCCGCCUCGGACGGCGAUGGCAGGGCAAACCGCAAAGCAGUACGGUGUUUCAAGAGCAGCGAAAUGCUACGAGUGCUCUGA
This is a messenger RNA of Ustilaginoidea virens, 2490 nucleotides long. RefSeq lists its product as uncharacterized. Bases 1 to 2490 code for a protein of 829 amino acids. NCBI's taxonomy places the organism in Eukaryota, Fungi, Ascomycota, Sordariomycetes, Hypocreales, Clavicipitaceae. The transcript has 2 exons. The record is from RefSeq and is a predicted model, not a curated record.